CACAGAGCCAGCUGGGCCCCAAAGGCCUUAGCGAGCACAGGCUCCAGCGACGGCUGACCCCUGACCUGGGCUCUCCGCGCAGUGGGCCAAGAGGCAUGUCGGUUUUCUGCCACCUACAGGACAGACAAUGAAGCUGAAGGAACUUGAGCGGCCAGCUGUCCAAGUGUGGAGCCCAGCCAGUCAGUAUCCUGUGUAUCUGGCCACAGGAACAUCUGCCCAACAGCUAGAUGCCUCCUUUAGCACAAAUGGCACAUUGGAAAUCUUUGAGGUUGAUUUCAGGGAUCCUUCUAUGGACUUGAAACAAAAAGGAGUCCUUUCUGCCUCGAGCAGGUUUCACAAGCUGAUCUGGGGAAGCUUUGACAAUGGGCUUCUGGAAAGCUCCGGGGUUAUUGCAGGUGGUGGAGACAAUGGCAUGCUUACUCUGUACAAUGUGACCCACAUCCUGUCUUCUGGAAAGGAGCCUGUGAUUGCCCAGAGACAGAAGCACACAGGAGCUGUCAGAGCCCUUGACUUUAAUCCUUUCCAGGGCAACCUGCUGGCCUCAGGGGCAAGUAAUUCUGAAAUAUUCAUUUGGGAUUUGAAUAACCUGAGCGUUCCAAUGACCCCAGGAUGUAAGUCACAGCAGCCCUUAGAAGACAUCAAGGGACUGUCUUGGAACCGUCAAGUCCAGCACAUUCUGUCUUCUGCUCAUCCCAGUGGCAAGGCAGUUGUAUGGGAUCUCAGGAAGAAUGAACCUAUCAUCAAAGUCAGUGAUCAUAGCAGCAGGAUGCAUUGCUCGGGCCUGGCCUGGCACCCAGACAUAGCUACCCAGUUAGUGCUGUGCUCAGAAGAUGACCAUCUCCCAGUGAUUCAGUUGUGGGACUUACGUUUUGCCUCCUCACCCCUGAAGGUGCUAGAGAGCCACAGCAGGGGAAUUUUGUCAGUGUCAUGGAGCCAAGCUGAUGCUGAGCUGCUGCUCAGUAGUUCCAAGGACAACCAGAUCUUGUGCUGGAACCUUGGGAACAGUGAGGUGGUGUAUAAGCUACCCACACAGAGCAGCUGGUGCUUAGAUGUUCAAUGGUGCCCUCGGAACCCUCCAGUGUUCUCUGCUGCCUCCUUUGAUGGCUGGAUCAGUUUGUACUCUGUCAUGGGUAGGAGCUGGGAAGUCCAACACAUGGUACAGGCUGACAAGAUUUCCUCUUCCUUCAGCAAAGGCCAGCCUCUUCCACCAUUGCAGGUACCAGAGUAUGUGGCCCAAGCAUCAUUGAUACCUCCCUUGAAAAAGCCCCCAAAAUGGAUUAGAAGGCCAUCAGGUGUUUCAUUUGCUUUUGGGGGGCAGCUGGUCACUUUUGGCCUUUCCAGUACCCCUGCCCAGGAGUUGCCACAGCCUUGUCCCCGCCUUGUCUUCAUCAGUCAAGUCAUUACAGAAUCUGAAUUCCUGAUGAGGUCACUUGAGCUUCAGGAGGCCUUGGGAUCAGGAAAUCUCAUGAAAUAUUGUCAGAACAAGAGCCAGCAGGCUUUGCUGCCAUGUGAAAAGAUGCUCUGGCAGUUCCUAAAGGUGACUUUAGAGCAAGACUCAAGAAUAAAAUUCCUAAAGCUUUUAGGAUACAAUAAAGAUGAGCUUCUAGAGAAGGUGACCACAUGGUUGAAGAGGGACUUGGGGCCAGCAGAGAGCCCUCAGCCCAGGAAAGAUAACUUUAACAGAAACAGACAACAAGUCUUCUGCAGCCAGGCCUCCAAACAUACUACAGAGGAUGCCUCUGCAUCCUCAGCCUUCUUUGAUGAGCUGGUUCCUCAGAAUAUGACCCCAUGGGAGAUCCCCAUCACAGAAGACACUGAUGGACUCCUGAGCCAGGCCCUGCUGCUUGGGGAACUGAGUUCUGCUGUGGAGCUGUGUCUGAAGGAAGAGCGUUUUGCCGAUGCUAUCAUCUUGGCUCAGGCUGGGGGCACAGAUCUGUUGAAACGGACACAGGAGCGCUAUUUGGCCAAGAGGCAAACCAAAAUUUCCUCGCUUCUAUCCUGUGUUGUGCAGAAGAACUGGAAGGAUCUGGUGUGUGCCUGUAGCCUGAAGAACUGGAGAGAGGCACUGGCCUUAUUGUUAACAUACUCAGGGCCAGAGAAAUUCCCUGAGCUCUGUGACAUGCUGGGGACUCGCAUGGAGCAGGAGGGUGGCAGGGCAUUAACCUCUGAAGCUACACUCUGUUAUGUGUGCUCAGGGAAUGUGGAGCGGCUAGUAGAGUGCUGGGCAAAAGGCCACCAGGCCUCAUCCCCCAUGGCUCUGCAGGACCUGAUAGAGAAGGUAAUGGUCCUUAACAGGAGCUUGGAACCUCAGCAGGCUCCUAAUGGGAUAAGCCCAGGCCCUACUACAACCUACAGGAUCACCCAGUAUGCCAACCUCCUGGCAGCUCAGGGCAGCCUUGCCACUGCCAUGAGCUUUUUACCCAAUGACUGUGCUCAGCCACCAGUUCAGCAGCUAAGAGAUCGGCUUUUUCACGCCCAAGGUUCUGCUGUCCUGGGUCAACAGUCCCCCCCUUUUCCCUUUCCCCGGGUUGUUGUGGGAGCUACCACCCCCKUCAAAGAGACAUCAUCUUACAGAUUGGGAUCCCAGCCUUCUCACCAGGUUCCAAGUCCAUCUUCAAGGCCUACAGACACAUUUCAGCCAUCACUAGUAAUGCCCUUGACACCCUCCCAUCCUAUCCCCUGUCAGAGCUUCAGGACGAAGAUUAUAAGUGACUACAGGACACCUGAACCCCAGGCAAUCCAGCCUUUGUCUUUGGGCCCUGGGGUCAGGCCUGCUUUAUCUCAGCUGCAACUAUUAGGAGGACAAAGGGCUCCACCCUCAAACCCUGUGAGAUUCCCUGGAUCAUGGCCUGUUUCUGGUCUUCCUUCACCCAUGGCAGCCCCAGACAUCAUGGUGCCUGGCUCUACUUCUCUGUCUGAGACUCCUAGACUACUCCCUCUGCCUUCUGUGAAACCACCAGGUCCCAGCCCUCUGAGCUCCCAGCUCCUGGCCCCUCCUGCCUACUCUCCUGUAACUUACCCUCCCGGAGGGCCAGGUGCUCCAUGCUCUAGCUCUCUCUCAAGUGCUAGCAUCUUGACCCCUCAUCAAGGACCUCAAGGAAAUCUCCAGAGGAAAAAGCUCCCAGAGAUAUUUAUGCCUCUAGCACCAAUUACUGCUCCAGUUAGGAGCCUUAUCCCUGAGCCACAACGGGUCCUUCCAUCACAGACCCCCAUUUCCAGUGUGAAUCAUGCUCCCCCUGGAGCUCCAGGAGAACUCAGCCUACAGCAACGUCAGCAACCACCUCCUAAGAUGAUAGAAAGAAAGGCACUGCCCCCAGAGCAUCAGUCCUUGAAGACCAGCUUUGAGGCACUUCUCCAGCGCUGCUCCCUUUCUGCAACUGACUUAAAGACAAAAAGGAAGCUGGAUGAGGCUGCCCAACGUCUAGAAGGUCUAUAUGAGAAACUCUGUGAGGGGACGCUCUCACCUCAUGUCCUGGCUGGGCUACAUGAAGUCGCCCGAUGUGUGGAUGCAGGAAGCUUUGAGCAGGGCCUUGCAGUGCACGCCCAAGUGGUGGGCUAUAGCAGCUUCAGCGAAGUGUCCAGCUUCAUGCCUAUCCUGAAGGCUGUCCUCACCAUUGCACACAAGCUGCAGGGCUAAGCCAGUCAGCCUCUCUUGCCAAGAGGCCACUUCUGUAUUACUUAACUACCCCCUGCAGAGAAGGAAAAUUGUGCAACAGAUUCUGUUUGUUUUUCCCCACUUUCUUCCCUUGCUGCCAGGUAUAUGAUGCUGUGGACUUGGCUCCAAACCAGCUGAGUUCCUGCUUUUUUUUUUUUUUUUUUUUUUUUUUUACCCCUUUAUGCCUGACCACCUCCUGUCUAUCCAAAACACUCAGUGCUGGAGGCAGGACAGAGAGCCAGGUCUUACUUUCCCUAAUACAGUUUUCUGACAGGACCUAGGCCAUGAGGUCUUCUCCCACAGGGAUAUUCUGUUCGAGUGGCUUCUGAUAGGGUGAACAGGGUCAUUACUUCCAAUUCUACCUCUACUGUAACCUAUCUUGGGAAUCUUUUGUUUUUCCCUUCUGAGGUUUGUGAGCCUGACCUUACCUUCUCCUUGCCUCUGACUUUAUAUUUCCAGAUCCAUAUUCUCUUGUAGCCCCAGCAGCUGGGGACAAGUUGGGUGCUGUUUACCAUUCAAACAAGUCAUAGACAUGAGGGUUUGCAGUUGAACAGAACCAAGAGAGGAAGUUCUAGUCCUUUAAAAAUGGAACCUGUCAUGUGCCAGCAUUUUUUAAGGGUAAACAAAGUUAAGGAGCAGGCAGAAGGGGUGAACUGCCUUUUUCUGGGAGCUAUCUUAGGCUAUGAGAUAGGAGCAGAGGGACAACAGCCUACAAAGGAAUGGUCUUCGACUCCACAUUUGAGCCUGGCCCAAGGACUUAAGCUAUUCAUUCUGUGAUUAUAAGCCCUAUUYUGGAAUAGGAACCAUAUUAACAAAAGAUGUCUUCUAGCCCUGCUCCUCAAGGGUUGGGGUUCUUCUUCCCCUCAGCCACCAUAUAUCUCAGGGCUUCCUUCUCUGGCUGCAUUUUCAUGGUAGGAAUUCUGCAUUUGAUAUAUGAUAUAUUUAAUAAUGCAAUAAAGCUGCUUUGAUUU
This is a messenger RNA of Urocitellus parryii (Arctic ground squirrel), 4626 nucleotides long. RefSeq names its product SEC31 homolog B, COPII component (gene Sec31b). Gene Ontology annotation, cellular component: COPII vesicle coat; endoplasmic reticulum exit site. Gene Ontology annotation, biological process: endoplasmic reticulum organization; COPII-coated vesicle cargo loading; endoplasmic reticulum to Golgi vesicle-mediated transport. Lineage: Eukaryota; Metazoa; Chordata; Mammalia; Rodentia; Sciuridae. The record is from RefSeq and is a predicted model, not a curated record. Gene Ontology annotation, molecular function: protein binding; structural molecule activity.